AUGAUAGAAUCCUUAUCUGAGAAGGAGGUAUGUAAAAGUGUUGAAUUAAAUUACACAGGUGAAGCAAAAGUAAAAUAUAAAAACGGAGACAAAUUUAUUGGUACUUUUGAAAAUGGAGAAAAGAAAAAAGGAAAGUAUUAUUAUUCAAAUAAAAGUGUGUAUGAAGGAUUUUUUUCGAAUGAAAAAAAAUCAGGUGUAGGAAAAUUGAUAAAGAGUGAACAUGAAUUUUAUUACGGAAAUUUUGAAAAUGGUAGAAAAAAAGGAAUAGGUUUUCAAAAAUAUCGUAAUGGUGAUUUUUAUUAUGGAGAAUGGAAGAAUAAUAAAAAAUAUGGAAAGGGAAUUUAUUAUUUUUCUUCAACAAAAGAAUAUUAUUUUGGAGAAUGGUGUAAAGGGAAUUUUAUAAGUGGAGAAUGGUUAAUAUCAAAUGAAUUAAAAUAUAUUGGUAAAUAUUUUAGAAAUAAGCCACAAUUUAAAGGAUACUUUUUAUUUCCAAAUGAAUUAAAAAUGAAUGUUUUUUAUAAACAAAUGCUUACUAUUUCUAAUAUAAAUGAAAAUAAUGAAGAACAAAUAGAAUUGCAAUGGAAUCGUAUAGACUAG
Molecule: messenger RNA, 597 nt
Organism: Plasmodium relictum
Lineage: Eukaryota; Apicomplexa; Aconoidasida; Haemosporida; Plasmodiidae
Product: conserved Plasmodium protein, unknown function
Exons: 4
Coding region: 1-597 (198 amino acids)
Source: RefSeq, a predicted model, not a curated record